This is a messenger RNA of Danio rerio (zebrafish), 2395 nucleotides long. It is a transcript of the gene hexb, whose product is annotated as hexosaminidase B (beta polypeptide). Gene Ontology annotation, biological process: carbohydrate derivative metabolic process; carbohydrate metabolic process. Gene Ontology annotation, cellular component: lysosome; cortical granule. Lineage: Eukaryota; Metazoa; Chordata; Actinopteri; Cypriniformes; Danionidae. The record is from RefSeq and is marked validated. Gene Ontology annotation, molecular function: beta-N-acetylhexosaminidase activity; hydrolase activity, hydrolyzing O-glycosyl compounds.
CUUUGAGCUUCGCACAGCACAUCCACACACACACGAACAGUCCUCCGCUCAGACUGGAAGCAGAGUCAGUCAGCUGACCGCUCAACACAACCAUGCUCUGUCUGCUCAAGUUUACCCCUCUGUUUUUGGUGGUAGCCGUAUGUCACGGCUGGCUUUUUGGAGAUCUUUUUGAAAAACAGAAAGAGCUGGAUGAAAUCUCUCUAUGGCCUCUACCGCAGAAAUACCAGUCGUCCGCGGUCGCUUUUAAACUCAGCGCCGCCAGCUUUCAAAUCGUCCACGCCAAACAGUCCACCGCCGGACCGAGCUGCAGUCUACUCGAGAAUGCAUUUCGCAGAUAUUUUGAAUACAUGUUUGGAGAGCUGAAAAGGCAGGAGAAAAGCCGAAAGAAAGCGUUUGAUUCAGAUCUCUCGGAGCUGCAGGUAUGGAUCACAUCAGCUGAUCCGGAGUGCGACGGUUACCCGAGUCUUCGAACCGACGAGUCAUAUUCGCUGUCGGUUGAUGAAACCUCAGCUGUGCUCAAAGCUGCUAAUGUAUGGGGAGCUUUGCGAGGACUGGAAACAUUCAGCCAGUUGGUCUAUGAGGAUGACUAUGGAGUUAGAAAUAUUAAUAAGACCGACAUAUCAGAUUUUCCACGGUUUGCCCACCGAGGAAUCCUUCUGGACUCGUCUCGCCAUUUUCUGCCACUCAAAGUCAUUUUGGCCAACUUGGAAGCUAUGGCCAUGAACAAGUUUAACGUCUUCCACUGGCACAUUGUGGAUGAUCCGUCGUUUCCUUUUAUGAGCCGUACUUUCCCAGAGUUGAGCCAAAAGGGAGCCUAUCACCCAUUUACACAUGUGUACACUCCAUCUGAUGUGAAGAUGGUCAUUGAAUUUGCUCGCAUGAGGGGGAUCAGGGUCGUUGCGGAGUUCGACACCCCAGGGCACACGCAGUCAUGGGGCAAUGGCAUAAAGGAUCUGCUAACACCUUGUUACAGUGGCUCUAGUCCUUCAGGAUCAUUUGGGCCCGUGAACCCCAUCUUAAACUCCUCUUAUGAGUUCAUGGCACAGCUUUUCAAAGAGAUCAGCACCGUCUUUCCUGACGCUUACAUUCACCUAGGGGGAGAUGAGGUCGACUUUUCUUGUUGGAAGUCCAAUCCUGAUAUUCAGAAGUUUAUGAAUCAGCAAGGCUUUGGCACAGACUACAGCAAACUGGAGUCCUUCUACAUUCAAAGGUUACUUGAUAUUGUGGCUGCUACCAAAAAAGGUUACAUGGUGUGGCAGGAGGUGUUUGAUAACGGGGUCAAGCUAAAGGAUGACACUGUUGUGGAGGUGUGGAAAGGGAACGAUAUGAAGGAGGAGCUCCAGAAUGUGACUGGGGCAGGAUUUACAACCAUUCUUUCUGCCCCUUGGUACCUGGACUACAUUAGCUAUGGACAGGACUGGCAACGCUACUACAAAGUUGAGCCACUUGAUUUCACUGGCACAGAUGCACAGAAGAAGCUGGUGAUUGGUGGAGAGGCUUGUCUUUGGGGAGAGUAUGUGGACGCCACCAACCUCACUCCUCGACUCUGGCCAAGAGCCAGUGCCGUCGCUGAGAGGUUAUGGAGUGAUGCAAGCGUGACCGAUGUCGGAAAUGCUUAUACUCGCCUGGCCCAGCAUCGCUGCCGCAUGGUCAGGAGAGGCAUACCUGCAGAACCUCUAUUUGUUGGCCACUGCCGUCAUGAGUACAAGGGUCUGUGAAUGCCAUGAUUUAGUUCACAGUAGACGACUAAAGGGAAGGACAAAACAGUUUUUAUUUUUACAGAUUAAACCAUGUUAGCCAUUUGGAGAACUAUGAUUUGCUGUUAUAUGCACUGAGCCAGUUAUCUAAGACUUGAUGUUUGUGAUUUUUACCUAUACAAAGUUUUACUACAAUACUUAGGUUUCAGGUUUAUUAAAUGGUAAGUAAUAUUCCUGUGAAAACAUUUUAUGGAAUGUGUUUUAUAAUGAAUGCUAGGUGUAUUCUGAGGGUUUACAUGAUUGUAACACUGCACUAAAUUUAUAUAUUUAAAUAAAUACGAUUUCUGAAAGCAUAGUUGUUGUAAAAUUAUUGUAUAUUUACACACAUACAUACAUACAUAUGCAUACUCACACUAAUAGGUUCUUGGUGUGUUUUCUUCACUUGAGAAAAAAUAGUGCAAGGGUUGUCUGUAGAUGUGGGCUCCAAGAUCAUCUUCUAGACCAUAUGCAAGCAGCAAUCUACAGAGCAAUAUGAAAUUGUCUGUAUAAAUAAUCAGUUGGUGACAGGGUCAAGUGAGCCCAGCCAUCUUGUUGAGCAGUAUGUUCUGGUCCUGAGAGUUCAUGGGCUCAUAGCUGGACAGCUCCAAAGAAAAGGUGGCAUUUCCAGAGGUAAGAGUGCGCAGAACGGUUGAGUAUCC